This is a messenger RNA of Aspergillus nidulans FGSC A4, 1329 nucleotides long. Its product is annotated as ICE2 family protein. The coding region runs from base 1 to 1329 and encodes 442 amino acids. The record is from RefSeq and is a predicted model, not a curated record. NCBI's taxonomy places the organism in Eukaryota, Fungi, Ascomycota, Eurotiomycetes, Eurotiales, Aspergillaceae. The transcript is spliced from 2 exons.
AUGUGGCUCUUUCGGAUACUGUCAUCGGCUCUCUUUCUGACCGUCACUGUUUCCUCCAUCCCACUAGCCUUCGACGUGGGAGGGAAGACAUGCGGUCUGGCCUUUUCGCUCUCGCUUGCGACAUUCUACUUCCUUUUCUCUGUCCUGAAGCUUGCAACACCUAAGCAAUCUUGGUUUCGAUCGUCUCUCAUUGUUCUGAUCAGCUCCUUACAAUGGGUCAUUAUUCCAAUCCUUCUUAUCUGGUCACUCAACCGGUUCUCCGUCGACACUGAUAAUAGUACCUCAUGGGUGGAACGGACCUUUAGCGGGAAACGUGCACAAGACUCGUCCAUUCAGGACUGGCUCUUUGGCCGUGAUGGGUUACUGGAGUCUGUAGCCCUCGGAAAUUGGGAUAAAAUUUUGAGAUGGUCUACUCCAGUGUUUCAGCUCGCAGAAGGGUUCUGCAGCUUGCUGGUUAUUCAGGCGGCCGGCCAGAUUACACGAUGGCUUGUGAAUCGCGGGGGACGGAGCGAUAGCUGGAUGAUCGGUCUUCUUGUCCUCUCGGCCUCCGUCAUAUCGAGCUCCGUAUAUUUUCUUUGGCGUGUUCUUCAGUUCCCUGAGAUCUCCAAUGUUGAUGCCGCCCUAAUCGGCGUGACCGUCACAUGUGCUGUUAUAUUGUGCGCUUGGGGGAUUGGAAGUGGUCGUGGAAACCCAGUUGAGAGCUCUCUUUUGUUCGCUUAUGUCGUGCUAUGCAUCUAUCAGAUCUUCACGGACUACCAACCAUCGCAUCCCGUGGAGCAGCCAGUUCAAUCGCCUUCACAAGCCGGAGACUUCCCUCCGCUGCCCCCAAUUAUCAUGGCCUCUUACACGACUCUAAUGCAUGCCUUGUCGCUCCUACCAUCCAUUAUCCACGCUGCCUUCAACAUGAUCACUGCGGUUUUCAGUGCAGUGACGCCCUCUGUUUUAAUCUCACUUACUUACCGGAUCCUUGUUUUGUAUGCAUCCACUAGGAUCAUACCCGCAGUUCGCGAAGCCGGAGCUCGCGCUCUCUCACAGGAAGCAUCACUGGAUGACUCAGAUGCUGCUGGUCAGUUUUUAGGGUUUCUGAGUUACUUCUCCCCAUCUAUCCUCAUUUCAGUUUACACUAGCCUUCUCAUGCAACAUUUUGCGACAACUUCACAAGCCAUGGGCGGUAGUGGACAAUGGUGGAGUACUCAGGGUGCUGGAGGUGGGAAUCUCUGGCGUUGGAUUAAUCUUGCUGGCACCCUGGCCCUGUAUGCUAUUGAGCUAUGGCUUGGGGCCGCUGAUGACCUGGACUCUGGACUCGCCGGCCAUUGGAAGACAGACUGA